Prinia subflava (tawny-flanked prinia) is the source of this 903-nucleotide messenger RNA. It is a transcript of the gene SHISAL2A, whose product is annotated as shisa like 2A. The record is from RefSeq and is a predicted model, not a curated record. Lineage: Eukaryota; Metazoa; Chordata; Aves; Passeriformes; Cisticolidae.
UCGCCUCCCUCCCGCCCGGGUGCCGCCGAGCCGAGGCUCCGGGCGGGCAGCGGGCGGGCGGCCGCGCCAUGAGCGCCGAGUGCAGCAGUUACCUCAACGCCGACAAGGUGCUGGUGAGCGGGUUCAGCUGCCCGCGGGCGGGCGGCGACGCCCGCGCCGUGUUCUGCUGCGGCUUCCAGGACGUCAAGUACUGCUGCGAUGACCCCCACAGCUUCUUCCCCUACGAGCACAGCUACAUGUGGUGGCUCAGUGUUGGAGCACUCGUGGGCCUGUCAAUAGCAGCAGUGGUCCUCUUUGCUUUCAUCAUCACUGUGUGUGUCCUCUGUUAUUUGUUUAUCAGCACCAAGCCAAGCAGCAAACUGGAUGCUGGUUUGAGCUUACAGGUGGCAGAUGCAGAGCUGCAUCCUCCACAAAGGCCCCACCAAAACAAGCUGUUGAAAGAGCCAGGUGGCUUCAAGAGUUUCCUAAGCCACAAGGAUGGACUGUGACUGUAAGACACAAGAACCCAACUCACUCUGCCAGAGGUGUUUCCUGGCUCUCACAACCACUGUCGAUAAGCAGAGGCCAAUCUGAAGCUGUGCCAGAUGUGUUUGUGUGGUUGCUGUACUGAGAAGUUGUGUGUUUUGAUUUGCACGUCAGCUACUGCUGUCAGUCAUUUUCACACAAGUUGUCUCUACCCUGUGCAAUUUCAGUGAGAUGUCACAGUUGUCACGCAGAGCAGAAUUUGGCACACCAUGUUUACCAAGCUUUAUUUUAAGCUUUCCCUCUGUGCCAUCUCAGUGUGGUGUCUUCAUGUCAUGAACAUGGUUGUCUUUAGCCAAAUGUGACUGUUCAGUGCACAAACCAAUGUGAAUGCAGUACCUCAAUAAAAUCUGGCAUUUGUGUUGUAUUUUUCUUAAUUUA